AUGGGACUCCGCAAAGGGUCAGAUCUACGCGCGAGAUUCAAGGCAGGAGAAGCAACUAGCGAGGGUCAAGGUAGGCCUGUUAUCUCAGCUCCCUUCGUUGCGCCUCAGCAGCAUCCAUUGUCAAACACCAACGAUCCUACCUAUGAAGACCGACAACCAUCUUCUCAACAACCAAUUCAGCACAGUAAACUCGGCCACCAACGAGAUUCUUUGGGGUCUCACCCAGUUCACAUUGCCCCUGGGAAUCGCUACAACGGUGAUGACAACCAGCUCUGCGAAGCCCCUGGUUUGAGCAGAGAGGAGCAGGAGGAUCUGUUGAAAGUAGUCAUGGAUCUAGAACUUCAGAUCGAGAAGGCAACAAUCGCCGCAAACAUGUACUUUCACCAAGCUCAUGGUUGGGCGCCCCAGAGUCCAAUUCCCGAUGACCUUGAUUCGUUACCCCAGAUGCUUCAAGGACUUUACGCGGUCAUGACUUGGAUGCAGCAACGCAUUCAAGUAUACGAGAUUAUGAUCUCUAAACUCCGAGGGUAUUACGAGUAA
Fusarium graminearum PH-1 is the source of this 540-nucleotide messenger RNA. RefSeq lists its product as uncharacterized. The record is from RefSeq and is a predicted model, not a curated record. Lineage: Eukaryota; Fungi; Ascomycota; Sordariomycetes; Hypocreales; Nectriaceae. The transcript has a single exon. The coding region runs from base 1 to 540 and encodes 179 amino acids.